Messenger RNA from Colletotrichum truncatum, 405 nucleotides. The record is from RefSeq and is a predicted model, not a curated record. NCBI's taxonomy places the organism in Eukaryota, Fungi, Ascomycota, Sordariomycetes, Glomerellales, Glomerellaceae.
AUGUGGUUUUCGACUAAACCAACCUGGGGAGAUUCUGACUUUGAGGGGCCCAGGCCGGCGGCCAUUCGCGUCUCCUUACUGCCCAUUCUGCAUUAUAGGUACGAUCUAGCCUGGUGGGCUGUGCCAUCCUUGUGCCUCGAGGGAACCUUGAACGUGGUUUGUGUGUGCUUGCCUGCAAUGUGCCAGUCUUUCAAGAACAGAAAGCAGACGGCUUCCCGAUUAUCACGUCAAAUCACAAACUCUGGACCGCCGAGCCAAACCUCUUUACGCCCAAAAGACAUCGAAUUAGGCUUGAUAACAACCGAAUCGAAUGUGAGCAAGCCUUUACGACGUAUGUCGUGGCAUUCUUUGGACUGUUACGACCACAGGAGCAAUUCCAGGGUUAACUGGUUGACCACUGGUUAA